GUUGAUCGAAGACAAUCGCUGUCUUUGAUAUCGAUGAUAGGAUACGGAAGUGAAUUGGUUCAAGUAAAUUUCGUUUUCUCUAGAUCACCUUUUCAGGCAGUUGAAGUGUGGAAGAUUCUACCUCAAUACAGGAAUCGUUUUCGAGGAGAGAAUCGUCUUGGCCCUCCCUGCAAAAACCCUAGAACAAGCAAUGCGUCCGGUAAAGGAACAAACUCCAAUUUUGAGCGGGGAACGCGAUAAAGAGCGGCAGGAACUUACCAAUGUCGUUUAUGGCCUGGGCAUCGCGCUCGACGAGUAUUUCACAAUCCAAGACUUUUGCAAAGAGCACGAGUAA
Cylicostephanus goldi is the source of this 334-nucleotide messenger RNA. NCBI's taxonomy places the organism in Eukaryota, Metazoa, Nematoda, Chromadorea, Rhabditida, Strongylidae. The record is from the annotation of a GenBank genome assembly.